CAGCCUCGGAUCCUUGGGAAUGUGUGCAAUGGAAGGCUGGCAUUCCCCCACCAUUCUGCUCUGUCUCCUGUUCUGUGAAGUUUCUGUGGCUGUGUAUAAGCAGUGGAUUCCAAACACCAAUUUUGAAGAUGCUGCCAACUGGGACAGAAACCAAACUCCAAGCGAGACCGAUAUUGUCAUGUUUGACAGCAACAAGAUGGUUUCUGUAUUUGUUGGGAGCACUCAUGUCCUUAUGGGCGCACACCUUCCUCUAGAUGGAGAAUUUAUCUUGGCUCCUGGUGCUGGCUUUGCUGCAUUUGAUGGAGUCUCUGAUUCCAGCUCAAAUUCAGAUCACAUCCACUUCCUAAAUGCUGAUCGAUUUAGCUGGUAUAAUCCCUCCUUGUGGCAUACAGACCUAAAAAAUAGUGACCGCCUAUUCUCUAUGGAUACUGAACUUAUCCCCUGUCGCCAAGACGAUGUCAUCUUCCUGCCAGAAACUUCCUUCCGUGUGGACCUGGGGGCUGGCGGCCGGACCAUCAGCCUCCACAGUAUAUCCAUCCUGGACCAGACGUUCAGCACGGACGAGGAGCUGGCCACCUACCUGGCCAGCAGCACUGGGAAGCUACAGUUCCAUGGAGCUGGCUCUCUGAGGUUGGCCUCUGCCCCCUGUGAGGACUCUUCAGGCUGUGAGUGCGGUAACGAUGAGGUGGAGGCCUGGAUCUGUGGCUCUCUGCUCCAGUCAUCUGGAGGUCGCUGCCCCAAGCCUGCCUGCCAAGGAGCCCUGAAGCCCAUGGGUCAGUGCUGUGAGAUCUGUGGAGCCAUGAUCUUCCUCAACUACACACAGGCCUUUGAUCUCCAUCAGUACAAGCAGAGAUUGCUCCAUAACUUUCUGGACCAGCCCCAGGCUUUGGGGGUACGCAUGGCCAUCUCAAAAGUACACAAGACACAUGGGCUUCGAGGGCCGGCGCACACAGCUCGAGAGAAGCAACAGGCUGAGACCACCACCCACAUCCAGGUGGUACUGACAGAUGAUGGAAGCGGGCCUGAGGCAGGAAGGGCAGCUGUGCGUGUGGCCCAGGCCAUCCUCGCUGAUGUGGCCGAGCAAGGGGCAGCUUUUGGGAUCCUGUGGGGGGAUGCUGAGUAUUCGGACAGCAGUAGCUCUACAGCUGGGCUAACAGGAGAGAGCCUGUCCUCAGGGAUGGUGACCAGCCUGGCUAUUGCCAUAAUCCUGGGGCUGAUGGUGGUUCUGCUUGGGGGUCUUCUGCUGCUUCACUGGACUGGAUGGGUCAGGCUGUGGCCCCUGUCAAUCCCCACCCUGUGGCAGAGAUCAGAACCAGCGUUGGACCAAGGGAACCUCGGCUUUGACAACCCCAUUUUUGACAGUCCAGGCCUUGCCUCAGUCCUGGCUCCUGGCCCCGGAGCAGAAGUGGUUGUGGAAGAUGCUGCCCCACCUCCAAGGAGCACCCCCAGCAGUGGCAGCUACUUCAUUAACCCGUUGUUUGAAGCAGACAUCUAAGGCCCUCUUGCCGUCAGCCCUUGCCUUGGCUUGGGGUUCCCAGGAAAGAAACUAGGGAGAGGACCUGUGCCCCAUCCUCCAACCAGGGUGAGGGAGAGGGAAAGGAAAGCCUGCCUCUCCCUGCAGAUGGGCGGUGGGUGCAGCUCUAGCCUUGCCACCACCCAAGGAACGCUAAAGAAACUGGAGCCAGCCUUUUUCAAUAAAAGAUGUUAAAUUGA
Molecule: messenger RNA, 1713 nt
Organism: Gracilinanus agilis (Agile Gracile Mouse Opossum)
Lineage: Eukaryota; Metazoa; Chordata; Mammalia; Didelphimorphia; Didelphidae
Gene: AMN
Product: amnion associated transmembrane protein
Exons: 13
Coding region: 20-1495 (491 amino acids)
Biological process (GO): intracellular protein localization; receptor-mediated endocytosis
Cellular component (GO): apical plasma membrane; endocytic vesicle
Source: RefSeq, a predicted model, not a curated record